Molecule: messenger RNA, 942 nt
Organism: Cladophialophora carrionii CBS 160.54
Lineage: Eukaryota; Fungi; Ascomycota; Eurotiomycetes; Chaetothyriales; Herpotrichiellaceae
Product: nicotinate-nucleotide diphosphorylase (carboxylating)
Exons: 2
Coding region: 1-942 (313 amino acids)
Biological process (GO): quinolinate catabolic process; NAD+ biosynthetic process
Cellular component (GO): cytoplasm
Molecular function (GO): nicotinate-nucleotide diphosphorylase (carboxylating) activity
Source: RefSeq, a predicted model, not a curated record
AUGACCUCGGCCGCAGACCUCCCUCUCCCCACCAGCGUCUCCGGCUCGCACGACCAACAUGGCUCCCUCUCAGACCUGCUGCCCUCUCACUUCACCACGCUGAUAACCACGUGGCUGGCCGAAGACACGCCGUCCUUCGACUACGGCGGCUUCGUGGUCGGCUCGCAGCCACGCACCGCCCAACUCCUCUGUAAAUCUGCCGGCGUCUUGGCCGGGGUGCCCUUUUUCAAUGAAGUCUUCCGCCAACUGGACUGUGAGGUCCAGUGGCACUACGACGAAGGCCAAUUCCUGGAUCCCAAGAAUCAGAGCGGCAAGAUCAAAGUCGCCACGGUGAAAGGCCCGACGAGGAAGCUGUUGCUGGGCGAAAGAGUCGCGCUGAACACACUGGCACGAUGUAGUGGCGUGGCGACGCGGAGUCGACAUAUGCUCGAAUUGGUCCGCAGUGCAGGCUACAGAGGGACUUUGGCGGGCACGCGGAAAACCACGCCGGGGUUUCGCCUGGUGGAAAAGUACGGCAUGUUGGUCGGCGGGAUCGACGGACACAGGCACGAUUUGUCGUCCAUGAUCAUGUUGAAGGACAACCAUAUCUGGGCCAAGGGUUCGAUCACCAAUGCCGUCAAAGCCGCGAGGGCCGUCGGCGGGUUUGCGCUGAAGGUCGAGGUCGAGGUCCAGACGGAAGCCGAGGCCGACGAGGCGAUCGAGGCGGGCGCCGACGUCGUCAUGCUGGAUAACUUUGACGGCGAAGGGCUCAAGGUCGCGGCCAAGAACCUGAAACAGAGGUGGAAGGAAAGGGGGAGAGCGGAUGUGCUGCUGGAAAGUAGCGGCGGACUGACAGAGGCGAAUGUCGAGGCGUACAUCAACAACGAUAUCGACAUAAUAUCGACGAGCGCCGUCCACCAAGGCGUCCCGCACGUAGACUUUUCGCUGAAAAUCGACCACUAG